Suillus clintonianus is the source of this 1411-nucleotide messenger RNA. RefSeq lists its product as uncharacterized. Bases 193 to 1242 code for a protein of 349 amino acids. The record is from RefSeq and is a predicted model, not a curated record. NCBI's taxonomy places the organism in Eukaryota, Fungi, Basidiomycota, Agaricomycetes, Boletales, Suillaceae. The transcript is spliced from 5 exons.
AGUUCGAACCUCGAGGACUGCUCGUGGGAUGCAGUUCAGUACUUACGUCACAUUUAUAGUUGUACGUACCCUGGGCCACGACUGCCAGUCACUGCAGUCUAGUGAUCGUAUACCGGCUGUCAAAGAUCACCAGGCUGCUCCCAGGGCUCGCCUUUCCUCGUACAAACGUGUUCAAACCUUUGACCAUUCAAGAUGUCCUUAAAGCAAGGCCGAAGAAAUCGUUCCUGGGCCAGCCGUUUACUAGCCGCGCUCUUUCGUCCAUUCAUGCCAGAGGAGGCUCCUCCAGAACUCCCCCUCCUAUUCUUCAACAGAACUGAUGCACCUACUAGUACGGCGGUCACCAAUUGGUACUCGGGGAUGGUCAAUAUUGAUAAUCCCGAUAAUCGCUACCUCACGUGUUUGCUUAGUCGCAUUGACUACUGCAAGUGCAAGGAUGACCCCGGGCACGAAUUCCUUGUAUUCUAUUUCAGACAUUGGAUCUCAGGCUCUUUAGCAGAGGCUGCUGUAUGUAUCGACCGCACUGUGGUACUAGACAAUGGGUCUAGUCAAUCAUUGGAAAUCAUCUCUCCCUCUCCCUCAUCGAAAGCCAAUGCAGCUAUCGACCACGCACAUCUUCUCGGUCCACCUGACGAUGCAGUCAGACAUCUCCACUCUCAACAUGGGCGCUACAGGACACUCUGUACGCUCACGUUUUCUUCACCUUCCGCACCUUCAGCGCUCCACGUAGCUGCUAUUUUAUCCCUCGUCCACCACCAAGCUCCUUCUUACCAGUUGUACGAGAGACAAUGCUACUGGUAUGCUGAUUCCGUGUGGAUCAGCCUGAAGAAGAUUUUUGUUCCGAAUCAGGAAUCGUGCAAUGAUCAUAGCGCACGCUCUCGCUACUGUGGAAUCACAUUAGGACCGUCACCUGCCACUGUCCAGGCUGUUUGCGCGGCUUUUCCGCCAGAGUGGCAGAGGACAAUGGGUAAGCUCACGCAGACAAGACAGCGCCACGAAGCAAACCUAGCACAGAGUCGACAAGAAGGGUUCGCAGAAGCAGAGCAAGCUGCGGAUGAACGGGUUCGCCGAGCACAGCAAGUCGCAGAUGAACAGCAGCAAGUCGCACAUGAAUGGAGGCGAGUCGCAGAUGAACAGCGGCGAGUUGCGGAUGAACAGCGGCGAGUUGCGGAUGAACAGCGGGCCGAAACUGAACAACUUCGCGCAAAGCUUGCAGCUUUGGAGGGCAAAACAACUGCUAUUUGAUUCAGAAUGCCUUGCACGGCCUUGUCUGCAUUACUUCAUGUUCCUUCAUUUUUCGGUUUCAUUUACAUAGAUCAUGGUCUCGCUUUGUAGUUCGCGCUCAGUAAAGUGACCCGGUUCCGCAAGAUACUAAUAUAGACUCUAAUCAUAUUGACAUGGGCAGCAUUUAACU